Microplitis mediator is the source of this 1100-nucleotide messenger RNA. Its product is annotated as nuclear factor NF-kappa-B p105 subunit-like. The transcript has a single exon. The coding region runs from base 1 to 483 and encodes 160 amino acids. Lineage: Eukaryota; Metazoa; Arthropoda; Insecta; Hymenoptera; Braconidae. Gene Ontology annotation, molecular function: protein binding. The record is from RefSeq and is a predicted model, not a curated record.
AUGGAGUUACUAUCAUGGCUGACCAAUGGACUGAAGGAGAUAUUACUUGAGCAAAAUAGCGAAGGGGAGAACUUUUUCCAUGAGGCGGCUCGCUCUGGAAGUUUCUCAACCUUAUCCAGAUUUGCUCCUUACAUCCGUGGAUUUGAUGCUGCGACAGGUUUGAAUACCCGAAAUCAUAACGGGCAAAUGGCCUUACAUGUUGCGGCAGUUACACAUGACAAAUUAUAUGCAGUGAAAUUAAUUCAAGUUCUAAAAGAGAUGGGAGCUGACAUCAACGGACAAGAAGGUGCUGAAGGUAAUACUGUUCUACACUUAGCAGUUUCACAACAAGGAUAUGAGCUGGCAGAGUGGCUGUCCCUUCAGGAGGAUAUCGAUUUGGAAAUUCGCAAUAACGACAAUCUGACACCCUUGGGAAUGGCUAAGAGCAAGAAGGACAAGAAAAUGAUAAAAAUUUUGAAAAACGGUUACAAUCAGAGACGCUGAUUAAUGUAACGAAUAAAGUGACGUUUCGUGUAAAAAUUAGUGGAGUGAAAACAUUCCCGUUCUUUGUUCUUCCGAUUGUGCGCAAUUCUUAUGUAAUUAAAGUUGAUAAAAGACUUGAGUAGUUUUCAUUCUUUACUCAGUCAGCACAAUCCUAUUUCGACCAAUGCGAUCUAGCACAGCCACACAGUAUAAGGUGACGUAGGGCAAGAAAAAUAAUAAGAAAAUGGAGGCUAAUCUGCUUCUAGGCAAUCAGCCUGAAACAGAGAAUAUCCAAAAUAGUAAAUACAUAAAUAUCGGCUGCCAUUCGAAGUGCCUAUUAGUAUCAAAAUCAAAAUAUUGUUUGUUUCACUAUCAGUUAGCUAAUACUAAUUAGUGUCAACAUUCCCUCAAAGUCACAGAUAAAUGUUAUAGUUCAUUGUACUGUUUAAAGUACCAUAUAUAACAAUUUCUAUAAAGUUUCAGUCUUAAUUCAUUACUCGAUUGAUGUAUUCAUAACUUAGGAUGAUAAGUGCUCGGUAACUGUCUCAUGUAAAUUUCAUUUCUCAUAUGAAAUACUUUUACAAUUUACCAUAAAUUCAUAGUCACUAAUGCUAGAGUCUGCAGCUGUGUUUUCUCUU